GCAAAAAAAUAUUAUUUUAUCAUUCAAUAUGAAGUUUCUCUGUCUUUUGCUACUGAUUAUUUGCAUAAAUAUAUAUUUUGUAGUUGGUUUGGACAACUUGGAUGAUUUCGAAUUUUACCAUAGGAAAAAUAGAAUAGUUGGCGGUAUAAAUGCUUCUAUAAAUAGUUUACCGUAUCAAGCCCAGCUUCUUCAAAAUGGUCAUUUGAUUUGUGGUGGAACUAUAAUUUCAAAAUUAUGGAUUGUAACAGCUGCUCACUGUAUUUACAAAUCUAAACCAGUUUGGUCAAUUAUUGUGGGAUCAGCAGAUGUGUCAACUGGUGGAGAACAUCAUAAAAUUAGUAAUAUAAUUGUACACCCGAAAUAUGAUAAUCAAACUGAAGACAAUGACAUUGCUCUAAUCAAGCUAGCUAAACUUAUUGUGUUUAACCGACACAAAAAAUCUGUUCCUCUAGCUAUAGUACCACCGAAGACUGGAGAUUUAAUGAUAAUUUCUGGAUUUGGAAAAUUAGGCGAAUAUAAAGGUUAUCCUUUAAUUUUGGAAAAAGCAACGGUUAUUGUAAGUGACCACGCUGCGUGCAAAAUCAAAUACCAAGGUGAUCCGAUUACGGAUAAUAUGUUUUGUGCGGGUGCAGGUGUCACCGAUGCUUGCCAAGGUGAUUCUGGAGGUCCAGGUAUCAUCAAUGGUUAUUUAGCUGGUGUUGUAUCCUCCGGGAUGGAAUGUGCCUCCAUAUAUUAUCCGGGAAUAUAUACAAAGGUAUUUAACUACCACAAAUGGAUAAUUAAAACUAUGAGGACCAGGAAAUCAGGAUUUCAAGAAAUACUGCGUCAUAGCUUUUUUGGGAAAUUAAUAGAACAUUUGUUUACAAAAAUAUAAAACAUUUACAAAAAAUUACUUUUUAA
Ceratosolen solmsi marchali is the source of this 900-nucleotide messenger RNA. RefSeq names its product trypsin-1-like. Bases 29 to 874 code for a protein of 281 amino acids. The transcript is spliced from 6 exons. Gene Ontology annotation, molecular function: serine-type endopeptidase activity. The record is from RefSeq and is a predicted model, not a curated record. Lineage: Eukaryota; Metazoa; Arthropoda; Insecta; Hymenoptera; Agaonidae. Gene Ontology annotation, biological process: proteolysis.